AUGGGCAGGAUACCAAAUGCACCCGCAGACUCUCCACACACGUAUUCUGUGAACCUCAAACUCAACCGGAGGCUGAAGCAAUCUGCCGAAUAUACGGAGGUCACCUCGCAACGCUUUGCGAUCAAGAUGUGGACGAUUUUGCUGCACUCAUGGGUUAUUUUUACCAAACUGGAAGAGACCUUCCUCGCGUUUGGAUCGGACUUCAUUGGAAAGGAAGAGCUCCGUUGUCGUGGAUCUGGGAAAGUGGUUCGAACUGUACCUACAGAGCAUGGUGGAAAGGCCAAAAGACGCCCGACAAUUAUGGGGGAACAGAAAAAUGUGUUCACUAUAUAA
Haemonchus placei is the source of this 333-nucleotide messenger RNA. The record is from the annotation of a GenBank genome assembly. NCBI's taxonomy places the organism in Eukaryota, Metazoa, Nematoda, Chromadorea, Rhabditida, Trichostrongylidae.